Messenger RNA from Bactrocera oleae (olive fruit fly), 972 nucleotides. RefSeq names its product NAD(P)HX epimerase (gene Naxe). Gene Ontology annotation, molecular function: NAD(P)HX epimerase activity. Gene Ontology annotation, cellular component: mitochondrion. Lineage: Eukaryota; Metazoa; Arthropoda; Insecta; Diptera; Tephritidae. The record is from RefSeq and is a predicted model, not a curated record.
AAAAAGUAAAAAUAUUCUUAACAUGCAUUGAAUCAUUGGGUGCAACCCUGAACCACUUCUGCCACUUCUUUGUUUUUAUUUUGUUUCUACAGCAGUUAAAACAAAAACAAGGUUAAAAUUAACAAAAUUCCGGUUAUAUAUAUAUUUUUUGACCGGGUGAGACUAAUAAUAAUAAAUAAUUAAAAUUUAAUUUCCUAAAAUUUUAUAUCUCCGUAACAAUGCAAAUACUCUCUUAACAUGAAAUUCUUAACACAAACUGAGGCAAUCAAAAUUGAUGAGGAACUAUUCAACGAAUACAAAUAUAGUGUGGAUCAACUUAUGGAAUUGGCUGGGUUGAGUUGUGCCCAUGCUAUAGCCAAAUGUUACCCUGCUGAUUGCUACAAGCGAGUGUUGGUGUGCUGUGGACCUGGAAACAAUGGUGGAGAUGGAUUAGUUUGUGCCCGACACUUAUCUUUUAUGAAAUACGAGCCAAUAAUUUACUAUCCCAAACCCACUUCAAAACAACUAUAUGAAAAUCUAAACCACCAGUGCAAGAGCAAUAGAAUAUCAUUUCUACAUUCAAAUCCCACUCUUGAAAGUACAAAUGAAUGCUACGAUUUAAUUGUUGAUGCACUAUUUGGCUUCAGCUUCAAACCACCUGUGCGAGAAACAUUCGUUCCUAUUAUGGAGAUCCUAUUAAAUACCAAAAUCCCUAUAGCAAGCAUUGAUAUACCAAGCGGAUGGGAUGUAGAAAAAGGAAAAAUAAGAGAAAAAGAUUUCGAACCCGAUAUGUUAAUAUCCCUUACAGCUCCUAAACUAUGCGCUAAAUCGUUUAAAGGGAAAUACCAUUAUUUAGGUGGUCGUUUUGUACCACCCAUGCUCCAAGAAAAGUUUCAACUUAACUUACCAGAGUAUCCCGAUUGUGAUAUUUGUUUAAAAUUGUAGAAUAACCCGUUAUCAAACAAAAUAAAAAUAAAAAAAAUUAUAUAUUAA